Molecule: messenger RNA, 4233 nt
Organism: Condylostylus longicornis
Lineage: Eukaryota; Metazoa; Arthropoda; Insecta; Diptera; Dolichopodidae
Product: mitogen-activated protein kinase kinase kinase-like
Exons: 1
Coding region: 446-3805 (1119 amino acids)
Biological process (GO): protein phosphorylation
Molecular function (GO): JUN kinase kinase kinase activity; protein binding; ATP binding
Source: RefSeq, a predicted model, not a curated record
AAAUAAAUUAAUAUCUUCGUUUAUUGAUAUAAUAUUAAUAUUUAAAAAUUUACGCCUAGUGUGAAAUUUACUAGUUUCUUUGUAUAUAAACGAAAAUGAGUUUUUCAAUGUUGACUUUACUAUAAUAAAUAUUUUCAAGUCAUUAGUUUAUCAUAAUAAUACAGAAUUAAAUAAAAAACUAAUUGUACCUAUGUAUAUACAAUAAAAAACUUUUAAGUGCUAAAAUUAAAUUUAAAAGAAAAAGUAUUUUAAAAGAGAAACAUUUGGGAUUGCAAAAAAUAUUGAACUAUUUCAUAUAAAAAAAACUUAGCUAUUGCAAAAAAAGUAUUCAAAUAAUUUUUGUAGAUUUAAAAAAUGUUAUAAAAAAAAAUAAAAAAAAAAAGAGCUCACGAUAAUUUAAACUACACCUUUGAAACUUAACAAACAAAUAAACAAGAUAAAAAAUAUGGAAAACGACGUAGAUGUUGUUGAUGACGAUUUAGGUGAAUGCAGAUUAUGGACAGCCCUUUAUAAUUAUGAAGCUCAAGGGGAGGAUGAAUUAUCUUUGGAAUGUGGUCAAAUAGUUUAUGUUUUAUCAACUGAUAGUAAUAUUUCUGGUGAUGAAGGUUGGUGGACGGGGAAAAUUGGUGACAAAGUUGGCAUAUUUCCAUCAAAUUUCGUCACAAAUCAAGAUCCAAUGCUUAUAACAGUGCCUUCUGAAUAUGGAGCUAAUCAACCAUUAGAAAUUAAUUUCAACGAAUUAGACAUUCAAGAGAUAAUAGGGAUAGGAGGUUUUGGUAAAGUACAUAGGGCAGUUUAUUUAAAUGAAGAAGUUGCGGUAAAAGCGGCGCGACAAGUGAACGAGGAAGAUAUAGAAAUUGUACGAGAAAGCGUAUUGCAAGAAGCCAAACUUUUUUGGUCAUUGAAACAUGAAAAUAUUGUAUCAUUAAUAGGAGUUUGUUUGAGGGCUCCGAAUUUGUGUCUAGUUAUGCAAUAUGCGAGAGGUGGUUCACUAAAUCGUGUCUUAGCCGGAAAAAAAAUUCCCCCAGAUGUUUUAGUUAAUUGGGCUAUUCAAAUAGCGAGGGGAAUGAACUAUUUACACAAUGAAGCCCCAAUCUCUGUAAUUCAUAGAGAUUUAAAGAGUUCUAAUGUGUUAAUAUUUGAAGCGUUUGGAUUAGAAAACCUAGAAAAUAAAACUUUGAAAAUAACAGAUUUUGGUUUAGCAAGGGAAGCUUAUAAUACAACUCGAAUGUCAGCAGCAGGAACAUAUGCUUGGAUGCCGCCUGAAGUUAUUAAACAUGGAAUAUAUUCAAAAGCAUCAGAUGUGUGGAGUUAUGGGGUAUUGUUAUGGGAAAUUCUUACUGGUGAAACCCCAUAUAAAGGAUUUGACACAUUAUCUGUUGCUUAUGGUGUCGCUGUAAAUAUUUUAGCAUUGCCAAUUCCUAAAACUUGUCCAGAUACAUGGGCUAAGUUAAUGAAGAGUUGUUGGGCGAUUGAAGCUCGAGAACGACCAACUUUUAAGAAUGUACUACAUGAAUUAGAAAUUGUUGCUAGAUCAAAUUUUACCCAAACACCGCACGAAUCUUUUCAUCACAUGCAAGAUGGUUGGAAAAAAGAAAUUGCAGAAGUACUGCAAGAACUUCGCACAAAAGAAAAGGAGUUAAGAUGCAAAGAAGAAGAAUUAAAAAAUGUGGAAUUGAAGCAACAUCAACAUGAACAAGAUUUAAAAUUGCGUGAACAACGAAUACAAGCAAGAGAGCGGGAGAUAUGUGAACGUGAAUUUAAUUUGACAAUGUUAGCAAGGACAACCCCAAUGCCAAAGAAACGUUUAAAUAAAAAAUUUCCCAAAAAAUUUAAUUUUUUAAAGUCGCGCACUGAACCAACAGAAAUUUCUCUUCCAAGAGAUUUUCGCCAUAAUUUAACGACAAUAAGAAAUCCUAAUCCUUUAAAUAUUGCUUCAACAUCAAAAUCACCACCAGCAUUUAUUGAUUUAAAAAUUGUGGCUUUGCCAGCGACCACAAUAUCUGUAACUACAGAGGGCCCAGUCAAAAAGGGCAAAACUUGGGGCCCAUCAACUGCUCAUCAAAAAGAACGCAAGCAUCUGCCAUCGUUACAACCAGCAGAAUGGUCUUCUCAUUCCAGUUUUAGUAAAAGUGCUCCAAAUUUAGACAAAUCAAAAUUGACAAUAAGUAACCUGCCAGAUGGUUAUUCGGGAUCUACUAGUUUGGUACAUAAUAAAACAAAUGGAUCGAUAGCUGUUAUACCUUGUGACACCAUUCCCAUUGGUUAUGAUAUACACAAAUUAACUGGAGAUUCAACAUUUAUUUUAUCACCUCCAGCAUUUUUAGAUAAUAAAAAUUUAAAAUACAAUAUUGAUAGUUUUAUAAAUAACAUAGAAGUAAAUAAAAUGUCGCCAGAAGCAUUAGAAUUUAUGCAUAGGUUUACAAAAUUUCAACAAUUAAAUAGUAACAACAAUUUAAAUGAUGUGGAAAAUGAGAGGGAUAUAGUUAACAUAUACGAUUGCGAUGAAGAAUAUGAAAACAGCAGAACAGGUUGUUUUAAUUUUCGAAAAACAUCUAAUGCUGAUUCUAACAAUUCGAAUUCAUCAACCUAUACUAAGUCUAAUCAAUUGAAAAACAAGAAAAAACAUAGCUUAGAUAGUAAAGAGACUGAAAGAGAAAAGGAAAGAAAAUCAUUGUUAUAUCAAAAGCAUGGAUAUGAAGGGACGUCGACUGAAAACCAUAGUAAUCCGAAUAUAACAUAUGAUAAAGCAUUUUAUAAACAGGUUCAAAAAUCGUUGGAACAAAUAUUUUCAAGUCCCGAAGAAGAAUGCAAGCUCUUUUCUCCAAAUUCAGAACAGCCAAUACCAACUUCCUCAAAAAAAUUAACUGCUAGAGAAGAAAAAGUUAAUUCACAAUCAAGUGGUGAUUUAACCAUGUACAAUUAUCAAGACGAAGAAGAAAAAUGCUAUAGUAACACAAAUAUGAAUCCCGAUAGUCCUUAUCGCUUUCAACGCAAUGGUUCUGGAUCUCAAUUUCCCCGUUAUUGUUUUUUUCGAAAUCAAGCAAAUUCAAUUGAAUUCCAAACAGACAACAGCGAAACGUCAAAUGCAGUUAAUAAAUUAAAAAAUACAUUUUUUAAUGAUAAUUUUAAGAGCUCCAGCUCCUUGAAUACAUCAACAAAUUCAACAACAGAUAUAAACAAUGUUUGUGCCAUUCCUGCCAUCAACAACUCGUUAGAAGAAGAACAUUCUAAUAACUCAAUAUGCAGUGAUAAAUCUUCAUUUGAAAUUCUAAAUAGUAAUGAAUUAAUAAAUUAUAGGACUCGUUUAAAUAGUUAUGAUGCAAAUGAAGAUUUUGGCAAUGUUAGCAGUGGUGGUACCUCUCAUAAUAGUAAAAUUAUAGUAGCAAAUAAUGAUAAAUUAAAAUUAGUUAAAAAUAAAUCCAAAAAACUUUUUAACCAAAGUAUAUCUGUGCCAGCAACCCCAACUACCAAUGCAAAGGAUACUAAUAAUGUAAAUGCAACGUCAAAGAUACCUAUCAAACAAAAUACAAGUAAUUCUAGAAGUAACAAUGUCAAAGAACCUGAAAAUACACAAAAUUCGGAUAAACUUAAAACAACAACAAAAACUAAAACAAAAAGUUUUUUUUCAAAAAAAUUCUUUAAUUUUGGUAGUUUGAGAUCUGAAAAGAAAAUAUCGAAACAAUCUUCUCAGGCUUACAAAAAGUUUAGGAAUUCAAUGGAGGUAAAUGAACAACAACAGUUAAUACUAAAUGACAAGAGUAAAACUUGUCCUGCACGAGGUAAUGACACUGAGCAAGGCUAACAUGGUGUAUUUUAUUAAGAAGAAAAUUUAAUUUAUAGCAAGUAAAGUAAACAAAAUAUACUAUUUGUAAGUUAAUUAGGUACAUAUUAGAUUAAAACAUGAAAUGUAUUGCGCUUUUCUGCUUAAAAAAUAACUAUUUAAAAUGAAGUAUUUGGCAAAUGUGAGGAUAUUAUGAGAUAAAUAGAUUUCGUAUAAAGACUGAAAUGUUUUUGAUUAAAAGUAAAUAAAACUAAUUCAGAUUCAUAAAUCCAACAUUAGACAUUUUUAAGUUAGAUAAUGCGAAGUGUUCGUUUACUUAAGUCUAGUAUUCUGUUCUAUUUAAUUUUAAAAAUUUUUGGUAUUAAAAAUUAGUGAAAUCUUGAAAUUAUGAAUCUUACAAUAUUUAAAAUGUAACUGCAAAGUAGUAAUGUUACAUAUUAUACAUUAUG